Molecule: messenger RNA, 402 nt
Organism: Cucurbita pepo subsp. pepo (vegetable marrow)
Lineage: Eukaryota; Viridiplantae; Streptophyta; Magnoliopsida; Cucurbitales; Cucurbitaceae
Source: RefSeq, a predicted model, not a curated record
AUGGCACCUCAACGACUUAAACGAUCUAAAAGAAUCCAGAAGCCAAAUCCAAAGUAUGUCGAUAUAACUAUUAUAGAUGACGAAGUUAAAGAGCCAGAGACGUAUGUAGAAGCAUCACAAAAUACGGCUUGGCAAAAAGCGAUGGAGGAAGAAAUUAUAGCCCUAGAGCAAAAUCAAACUUGGGAACUAGUACCAAGAUCAGAAGAUGUCAAAUUCAUCUCUUGCAAGUGGGCUUACGAAAUAAUGUGUCUCUCGGAUGGAUCAAUCGAAAGAUACAAGACUCAAUAUGUAGCUCGAGGGUUCUCUCAAGAAUAUGGACUAGACUAUGAUGAAACGUUUAGUCCAGUGGCGAAGAUAACUAUCAUACAAGUUCCUCCAGUACUUGUGGUAAAUAAAGAUUGA